Molecule: messenger RNA, 1261 nt
Organism: Maniola jurtina (meadow brown)
Lineage: Eukaryota; Metazoa; Arthropoda; Insecta; Lepidoptera; Nymphalidae
Product: aquaporin-like
Exons: 3
Coding region: 245-1063 (272 amino acids)
Biological process (GO): transmembrane transport
Cellular component (GO): plasma membrane
Molecular function (GO): water channel activity
Source: RefSeq, a predicted model, not a curated record
AGACGUAAUAUGGACGUUUUGAUAAAGGUAUCAUAUCUGUACGUAUUUAACACAAAAUGCCGUGAUUGUAUCAAACACUGAUGUGUGAUUUCACCAGAUUGCAAGCAGAACACCUUGUGUUAACACGUAUACGUAUAAGGAAAAACGUGUUAUUCCUGAAUCUUCAUACAAUUAGUGACUAUUGUAAUGUGAUUCAUUCGUUCGGUAGCUUCAGGACACGCAACCGGUUAUUAAACCACAAACAAUGACAAUGGAUAAUCAUCUCGAAUCUGCAACAGAUGAAAUGAUGGCGAAGGAAGACAAGCCAAAACAGUCAAAAGGACUGCGCCUUUGGUGGACAAAUAACUGGAGAGCUAUCCUUUCUGAACUGGUGUCCACGUCAUUGUUGCUAUUCCUUGGAUGUAUGGGAUGUAUACCAAUAGAUGGUUUCCCAAAAAAUCCACCGUUAUAUGGUGCUCUUGGAUUUGGAUUAAUAGUUCUCAUCAACAUCCAGACAUUUGGAGGUAUAUCUGGUGCGUACAUGAACCCUGCAGUGACGUUAGCUGGAGUGAUCUGGGGUAAAAUGUCUGUAGCUCUUGGAUUUGCGUAUUUUGUUGUACAAUGCUUGGGCGCUGUCAUCGGUUUUGGCGCUCUCAUGGGAAUGUCGCCCAUAGAUUUAUAUACAGACGGAGUUUGUACCACCCAACCUCAUGAAAAGCAUAAUAUAUACCAAGCUUUGGGAAUUGAAAUUUUAUUGACGGCAUCUUUAGUGUUCAUUAAUUGCAAUUUAUGGGAUCCAGUUAAUGCGGAUAAAGAUGGGUCCAAUCCAAUUAAAUUGGGCCUGACUGUCGCUGGUCUGUCAGUCGCAGGAGGCCCUUUGACCGGGGCUAGUAUGAAUCCAGCGAGAUCAUUUGCACCAGCAGUUUGGACCAACACUUGGAACGGACAUUGGAUAUAUUGGGUGGGACCUUUAGUUGGAUCAGUGUUGGCUGUAUUAUUUUACAAAUAUAUUUGGUUGAAAGUUGAAAAAGUUAAAUUACCUGAAGUGCUUCCUUGGACUGAGACUAAUAAUGGUGAAGCAUAGACAAUAUUUACUUAGACUCGGCCUCGAAUAAUGCAAAUUAUAGAUAGGUAUUCAAAUAUUUUUUGUACAGUUCCCAAAACGUAAAGUAUUAUGACAGUGGAACUCGUGUGUGUGUGUUUUUUUUUAUCUGAACAAAUAAUAUGAACUUGGCAUUAUUAAGACUUUAAAUAUACAUUAAGUAUCAUCAUUUUGUAAAUA